Messenger RNA from Pyricularia grisea, 2841 nucleotides. RefSeq lists its product as uncharacterized. The record is from RefSeq and is a predicted model, not a curated record. The transcript is spliced from 3 exons. Bases 1 to 2841 code for a protein of 946 amino acids. NCBI's taxonomy places the organism in Eukaryota, Fungi, Ascomycota, Sordariomycetes, Magnaporthales, Pyriculariaceae.
AUGGCCCGACUAAUAUCGCUCUUUGUGGCCCUGAGUGGCCUUCUCGUCGGCUCAUCACCACUUGUAUCGGCACAGCAGGCAGGAACAAACUCCACAUCGGGGCCUGAAACCGUCCACGUAGGUUGGCUGGACGGAAAAGCACCCUCGACUUUUGCAGGAGCAACCUUUGGUCUCCCCUGGCCACGGGGAAAGUACCGUCCCGACACCACAAGCUUCACGACGGCCGAUGGAGGCUCCGAACUCCAGUCGUGGGGAACGGCCUAUUGGCCCGAUGGCUCCUACAAGUGGACCGCGCACGCCGUACCCGCGUCAUCAACCCCGCCGGCCGAUGGCUACAGCGUGGUUGCAUCUGGCAGUGGGUUUUCAGGCAACUACACCGGCAGGAGCAAGCACAGACGACGCCAGGAUGAGCCUGCGGGGCUAGUGACUUCCAACACGGACGAUGAGGUAACGGUCGACACGGGCAAGAUGUCUGUUUCGUUCCCGAAACGAGGCGAGGUUGUUGUGGGCGAGUUGCGCUCUGCAGGCGGCAAAACAGUAGGAAGAAAUGGAAGGCUGGUGCUGCAUUCGCAGUCUGGGGUUUUGCAGGACAUUGACCAAGCAGCCGAGGGUGAAGCCAUCCAGCACUUUUCCUUCCAGAGCACGGUUGAGAACGUCACUGUCAGCGAGGAGUCGUCAUCCACUCGCGCUCUCGUUACCGUGCGCGGCAAACACACAGCCACCGCCGGCUCGCACCAACCAUGGGUCCCCUUCGUCCUUCGAUUCUACCUCUACCGCGAUGCCGACACCAUGCGCAUCGUGCACAGCAUCGUCUACGACGGCGAUGCAAGCACCGACUUCAUCACGGGAGUCGGCAUCCGAUUCGACGUGCCUCUAGCCGGCGAAGAGUUGUAUGAUCGCCACGUUCGCCUCUCGGGAGUCGACGGCGCCCUCAUGGCCGAAGCAGUCAAGGGGCUUACAGGCCUUCGACGCGACCCCGGGGCGGCGGUCAAGGCGGCGCAGGUGGGUGGACUCAAGACGCCACCAACCGAGACGUGGGACACGCGCGUCACCACCCGCCUGCACUGGAUCCCGGCGUGGAACGACUUCAGCCUCGCGCAGCUGUCUCCCGAUGGGUUCACGGUCAAGAAGCGGACCAAGGCCGGGCAGAGCUGGGUGCACGCGAGCGGCGGCACGAGGUCGGGCGGGUUGGCGUACCUCGGAGGUGCGACAAAGGGCGGUUUGGGGAUGGGACUGAGGCACUUUUGGAAGCGACACCCUACGGGACUGGAUGUGCGCAAUGCCGCCACUGACGAAGGGCAGCUGACGCUAUGGAUUUACAGCCCCGAGGCGCAGCCCCUUGACCUGAGACCGUUUCAUGACGGGUUGGGCCAAAAGACUUAUGCUGACCAGCUCGAUGCGCUGGAAAUCACCUAUGAGGACUGGGAGGAGGGCUACGAUACCCCUACAGGAAUAGCGAGGACAAACGAGGUCUUUAUCACGGCAUUUGACAGCACCCCCUCAGCCCAGACGCUGGCAGAUUUGGCCGAGCAUAUUGAAAACCCACCUGUCUUGACAGCAGCACCCGAAACAUAUCAUGCAUCCGGAGCCCUCGGCACUUAUUGGUCUCUACCUGGCCAAGGCAGCAUUGGAAAUCCUGCGGCCGCAGCUACGAUUGAGAAAAACCUUGACUUUUUGUUCAAAUUCUACGAAGGGCAGAUUGAGCAGCGACGGUGGUAUGGCUUUUUGGACCAUGGUGAUUUCAUGCACACCUAUGAUGCCGACAGACACACGUGGCGGUAUGAUGUUGGUGGUUACGGAUGGGACAAUUCGGAGCUUUCACCAGAUAUCUUCUUCUGGCAACAGUUCCUCCGCACCGGUCGCGCCGACGUCUACCGCUUCGCCGAAGCACUGACCCGACACACGGGCGAGGUGGACGUGUACCACACCGGCAAGUGGAAGGGCUUGGGCACGCGCCACGGAGUCCAGCACUGGAGCGACAGCGCCAAGCAGGCGCGCAUCUCCACGCCGCAGUACCGCAAGGUCUUCUACUACGUCUCGGGCGGCGACGAGCGCGUCGGCGAGCUCAUGGAGGAGACGCUGGACGCCGCCAAGACCUUUACGUUCCUGGACCCGCGCCGCAAGGUCCGUACCGACGGCUUCAAACCUUCUGAGACGGCCGCAGACAUUGGGCUGGGAACCGACUGGGGCGCACUCGCGGCAGGCUGGCUGAUCGAAGUCGAAAGGCGGGGGUCGCGUCAGGAGGAGGCAAUGACCAGGCUGAACAGAACCAUGUCGGGAAUCGGGCGGCUCAAAUUUGGAUUCGUGACGGGCCAGGCCUUGUUUAAUCCGCAGACAGGCGACUUGGGUCCGCCUCCCAACGACCCAUCAAACAACGGCUCGAUCGGCAUCUCUCAUCUCUCCUCCGUCUUUGGGCUGGUCGAGGUUAUUCAUGAGAUCACCGAGCACCUGGGCGGGCCGGACAAGCUGCCGGCCGGGUUUGACUCGGCGUGGCUCGACUACUGCCGAUACUACAGCGCGACGGCGGACGAGCAGCGAGCAAAGUACGGCGCGGCCUUCUCUGGAACCAGUCUGAAGCAGGGUCACUCGCGACUGACGGCCUACGUUGCCAAUCGCACGGGGGAGGAUGCGCUCGCGAGGCGUGCGUGGACAGAGUUUUACGGUAACGACGGCCUGAGAGCGUCGCUGCCGUGGUCGAGCGUGUCGGUAAACAAGACGGAUUUCAUUGGCCCUGCCGUCGAAGCACCGUGGCUCAGCACCAACGAUUUAGGACUGUAUGGUCCUGCCGCUAUUGAGAAUUUGCAGCUCGUACCAGAGGCGUUGACUGGCCCACCGAGCUAG